This is a messenger RNA of Coniophora puteana RWD-64-598 SS2, 1552 nucleotides long. Its product is annotated as FMN-linked oxidoreductase. The transcript is spliced from 4 exons. Lineage: Eukaryota; Fungi; Basidiomycota; Agaricomycetes; Boletales; Coniophoraceae. The record is from RefSeq and is a predicted model, not a curated record. Bases 312 to 1424 code for a protein of 370 amino acids. Gene Ontology annotation, molecular function: NADPH dehydrogenase activity; FMN binding.
GUGUCUUAUAAAUCGACACUUGCCCCGAGGAUACCUAUGCGGCCGUCCCGCAGGUCGCGAGCAGUAGCGUCUGUUGUGCCAACCACUCCGUUGUCCGUAAACCAGCCACAACAAUUUUCCCCAAGGAGGGUGAUGGUCUUCGCUGUCUCAGAAGCUGCUCGAGAUGCUGACAGCCAAAGUCGUUUGUUUUCAUCUACCACUGACAUCCUCAAUAUAAAACAGCCAAGCACGAUGGUGUUGACGAACUCAUCCCCUCACCGUCAAAACUUCACUCCCCUCGUCUCUUCAUCUCCUCCACAUCACCUUCUACAAUGGCCAUCGAAAAGACCCCCGCCCUCUUCUCGCCUUUCCGUGUUGGCGAAGUCGACCUCAAGCACCGCGUUGUCCUUGCCCCGCUGACGCGGUUCCGUGGUUAUGACGACCACACCCCUGGGCCGCUCGCCGCUGAAUACUAUGCCCAACGCGCCAGCAUGCCCGGCACACUUAUGAUCGCCGAGGCGACGUUCGCUUGUGCGGUUGGUGGCGGCUACGCCAACGUGCCAGGUAUCUAUACCGACGCACACAUCGAAGGAUGGAAGAAGGUCACCGACGCCAUCCACGCCAAGGGCUCCUACAUCUACCUUCAGAUGUGGUCGCUCGGUCGCACGGCCGACCCCAAGUUCCUCGCGUCUGAGGGCUUCGAGUUCACCGCCGCUUCCGAUAUCCCCAUGAAGGCCUACGCCGAGGAGGGCCACCCCAACCCCCGCCCCAUGACGCUCGCCGAGGUCAAGGAGCACGUCCAGCUCUAUGCUACCGCUGCGGAGAACGCGAUCAAGGCUGGCUUCGACGGUGUCGAGAUCCACAGCGCGCACGGCUACCUCAUCGACCAGUUCCUCCAGGACGUCAGCAACAACCGCACGGACGAGUACGGCGGCAGCAUCGAGAACCGGUCGCGUUUCGGCCUUGAGGUCGCCGCUGCCGUCGUCAAGGCCAUCGGUGCAUCCAGAGUCGGUAUCCGUUUGAGCGCAUGGAGCGAGUUCCAAGACAUGCGGAUGAAGGACCCUGUCCCCACCUACACCUACUACGUGAAGGAGCUCAAGAAGCUCAACCUCUCCUACAUGCACGUCGUCGAGCCGCGCAUGAACGGAAACGAGGACGUCGAGGACGCGACCGGCUCGAACGAGUUUAUCCGUGAGAUCUGGGGCGACAGCCCCUUCAUCGUCGCCGGCGGGUACACGCGCGAGUCGGCACUCAAGACUGCUGAGGAGAAGGGUGUUCUGAUCGCCUUUGGACGCAACUACAUCUCCAACCCCGAUCUCCCGCGCCGUCUUCUCGAAGACCUUCCCCUGACGCCUCCCGACCGGACCAAGUACUAUGUUCCUGGAAGCCACACGGCAGAAGGCUACACCGACUGGCCGUUUGCUGAGGAGACCACGAAGGCUUGAGUUUGAUAUGUAACAUUAGGUUCGACGAUCACAGCAUUAGACAUAUUUUCUUGCGAUAGAACAGAUACUUUGUAAUUUAUCUUCAUCAUAUGCAUCUUGUCACACUCAAUCAUAUCCGUUUUGUCCCA